CCGUCAGUAUUACGGCAUGUGAUUGAACUGGCGUAACAGUGAGUCUGUGUACAGGGGGACCUGUGUUAAGGUCACUUUAACACCCUGUUUUUAUUUUGUACUUGAAGAGAGCGUAGCAGAGUCAAGUAAUUAAAAGGCAAAAGAUGGUAUUUCUAACAUUACCUUGUUGGAUUCGCAGCCGUGGACCCGACAGGUUCUGGAAAGUCCAGGAACUUCUUCAACAUGCUCGGCAUUUCAGAGGCAGGAAGAACCGCUGCUACAGUCUGGCCGUGCGGGCUGUCAGAAGGGCUUUCGUCUACGCCACCAAAGCUCGGCAGCUUAAAAAACGCAACAUGAGGAGGCUGUGGAUCUCCCGCAUUGCAGCAGCAACACGAGAGCACGGCAUGAAGUAUCCUGCCCUCAUCCACAACCUUAUAAAGAGCAGUGUUCAACUCAACCGCCGUGUUAUCAGCGAUCUGGCCAUCACAGAACCUCGGACUUUUCUCUCACUUACAAAACUGGCACGAGCUCGGCAGCAAGAAGGCUUCCGCGCAGCGUUGGGUGACGGCAAAGAGCCUCCUGGCGUCCUCUCUCGUGUUAUGUUACAGUAAAUGACAUGCUACAGUUUUGGAUUACCACUUGUUUUGGGAUUAAAAGAGCAGUGCUCUUGGAUUGUUGGUACUGUUCAGAUGCACCUGCUUUUGAUAUGUAUUCAAGAUGCUUUUCAUGUAAGAUUUACUUGAAUAAUUACUUUGUUCUUGUGAUGACUUAUCAAUCAUUCAUCACGACCUCUUGACACCAGGAUCUUGCUACAUGUAAUAUGGGACUAUUGGUGAAAGACAGCAGGACAGAUACUGCUGUAGUGUCUGGAUUCUUGACCUUUGAGGACCUUGGUUUAGUUGUUAUCCGUAAGCAAUGCAUCUAUUUAACAAAAAAGAAAAAAAUCUUUGUUCAUUGUUCAUGAAGAGUAUUCUUGAAAUGCUUUAACUGUAGUAAUCACCAGUUAAUCAUCACUAUCCAAGAUGCAGCUGACAAUAAACAACAUGGAAAAUGUCUAUCAACAGAAAGACUGACUUCAGCCUCUUUUUAAAUGUUAUAUUGUCUUCAGAAUCUUGAUAAACCACAUUAUUAUUCAUUUCUAAUGCUGUGUGUAUCACAUACAACCUUAAGUUAUGAUUUGAUGCUACUAAACUAAGUUUUAAAGAGGUUUUUGUUUCUGUGUAAAUAAAUGUUUCACCAUUUACUGUGGUGUUCUUUAAAUGCUUAGUUCAUUAAACACCUUUGUCAUAU
Melanotaenia boesemani (Boeseman's rainbowfish) is the source of this 1269-nucleotide messenger RNA. RefSeq names its product mitochondrial ribosomal protein L20 (gene mrpl20). The record is from RefSeq and is a predicted model, not a curated record. Gene Ontology annotation, molecular function: structural constituent of ribosome; rRNA binding. Bases 144 to 590 code for a protein of 148 amino acids. Gene Ontology annotation, biological process: translation; ribosomal large subunit assembly. NCBI's taxonomy places the organism in Eukaryota, Metazoa, Chordata, Actinopteri, Atheriniformes, Melanotaeniidae. Gene Ontology annotation, cellular component: ribosome. The transcript has 4 exons.